Messenger RNA from Lecanosticta acicola, 2256 nucleotides. Lineage: Eukaryota; Fungi; Ascomycota; Dothideomycetes; Mycosphaerellales; Mycosphaerellaceae. The record is from the annotation of a GenBank genome assembly.
AUGACAUCAGCACUCCUCGAACUCCCAGUCGACAUAAUACACCUCAUAUUGCCCUACCUCGAUGUCGCGAGCUUCAACCACUUCACCUCGACCUGCUCCGCCCUGCACAGUUUCACCUACGAUGACACAUACUGGUCCGCGCUGGUGCGGCGCGAUUUUCGCGUGCCCAACCAGCCCGUUGUCGAGAACGAUGGCCGUCGGUGGCGCCGGCUCUACAAGCGGUUGAGAACUCAGAGCAAGGUCUUCACGUGGGGCAACAAUGACAAAGGAUGCUGGGGACACUCGUACGAAACCGGUCGACAGCCCAUGCCACUGCGGAUGCGCGGCGGCAGGCGGAUAAUUGUGCAGAGGCGUAUUAGGCACCACAUGAGCUGGCCUGGAGAGAUGCAGGGUACCGAAGAGUUGGGCGUCAUUUCCGACCUGCAAUGUGGCGGCUGGAGCACUACUCUCUUGACCAGUAAAGGAGCUCUGUAUACCGUUGGCGUGAUGGACGGCCUUCACUUCGUGCCUCAGUACGGAGUUCAGACCGAGAAGCUGCAGCUGGCGCCUCUGCGAUUUCCUAGUGGUAUGCUGCAGCCCACAGAUACCUACGACCCAUCGACCGCAACCAGGCAAUUCUCCUCAGGCAGGUCUCAUGUGCUUGCGCUGAGCGACAGUGGCAGGAUCUGGAGCUGGCAGAACAUCGACUAUCCCGCGCUACAUGUCAAAUUCAUUCACCACGAGACGAAGGAAGAUGGACGGGAACGUGGGAAGGCUGUUGUGCGGAAAGUUGUAGCUGGCUGGAACAAAAGCGCUGCACUCAUUGAAGGCAGCGGCAUUGUGCUGUGGGAGCCGCUGCGAAUGGAACCGAAUGAGACUGAGGCAUUGGAUGCUGCGCUGGUGCUGGAGACCGCCGUCGUCCCUCAGACCAACUACGUGAUACCGCAAGAUCGGAGACAAGGAGAUCCAGACGAUUAUCUAGCUACGGCUGUGGGAGAAGUACAAAGCUUCAUCGUACUUGAGCACUCUGUCCUGUUCAAUACUUCCCUGGGCAAGAUUUUUGCCGCACAGAUCACCUGGGACGAUGAGACCCAAAGCGUUGGCGAUCCAGUGGAACUCAGUGUGCCACGAGCAAAAGAUGAUCCUGGAGAGGCCUCGUUCGUUACCGACGUCCAGGGCUCGUUCCGCAACUUUGCAGUCUUCACCAAAUCUGGCGCUGUCUUGACGAGCCACGAAGAUCGCCUCGUGGAUGUUUUGACAAGGCAGAACCACAGUCAACGCGGUCUUUUCCGACGAAUACCUGCUCUACAAAACAAACAAGUCAUAUCACUUGCCUUUGGCGACUAUCAUUUCCACGCGUUGCACUCGCCUGGCUACAUCACAUCUUACGGGUAUGAACCGCAGAAUUGCGGCGCUCUUGGCCUCGGAGGGGGUGCAGCUCCAGAAAGUCGACUACGUGGGAUCCGAAGCCAGGGAAUUGGUGGCGACGGACACCUAGUACCGCACGCAUACACGGAGGGUAGAAGAGUAUGGUUUGAGAAGGAGAAGCGCGAGUGGCUGACGUUCCUCACAUCGGGCGCUCUCGAUGAGGCGGAGGCUGCUGAGAGAAUGCGAAUGUCAAUCGGCAGCCCGAAUGUUAAUGCGCAGGGCGAGGUUAGUGAGUGGAUUGAGCAGGAAUCUCGAGAUUGGGAAGGCAAGUACGGCAUUCACGAGGAUGGCGGAGAUGGACUCGGUGCUUACUUCGCUCUAAAUGUCACUGCAGCAGGCUGGCAUAGUGGUGCCUUGGUGUUGGUCAAUGAGGACAUGGUGCAGAAGCUGCAGGAAGCCGUGGAGGUUCCAUUGGAGUCCGAGCAGCAGGCUUUCGAAGCUUCUCCGAAGCACGAGCCUGCAGAAGGCGAAGCUGGGCCAAGCGCCAGAUCAGACCCAGCUACCAGCAAUGAGGCACCCGCCAAUACGUCUCUCUUCGACCGCGCCGCUGACUUCGGACGCUUCUUUCUGGGUCUACCGCCGUACAACGUCUCUUCUGCAAGUUAUGACCCGAACGCGGUCCGUCUCCCCAACACUGCCAACCCACGACACCGAGAUCCUCAGCCGCUGGAUUACGGUGCUUCUCCAAGAGAAGGCUACCGAUAUGUGUGGUCACGAGAUCAUUUUCCCCGUCUAAGACUGAGCGAUGGCACCGAGAUGCCCGGUACAGUUCCAUUUGACGAGUGGAGGUACGGGCGACCAGAGUGGAAGCUGGAUUGGGAGCAUGAGGAUCUUGCACCUCCAGAAUAA